Molecule: messenger RNA, 2403 nt
Organism: Anoplophora glabripennis (Asian longhorned beetle)
Lineage: Eukaryota; Metazoa; Arthropoda; Insecta; Coleoptera; Cerambycidae
Product: cell surface glycoprotein 1
Exons: 16
Coding region: 165-1952 (595 amino acids)
Cellular component (GO): cytoskeleton
Source: RefSeq, a predicted model, not a curated record
UUAUCUCCUCCUUGCACGGUGACGUCGCCAUCCUUUGGAGGGGAACUACAUAGCCGCGGAUUCAGGACUCGCAAACUAAGAGUAGUUAUUCGAAAGAAACCGCAGGUGCGGAUUUAGAGUGGUCGUGACUUAUUUUGGAAUAUUUUAACAACUAAUCUCUCAUCAUGGGUGGAAUGACACAACGUCCAUGGACUCCAACCAAAAGGCGCGGACCCAUCGCGGCAGAAUUUAGAGGACCAGGACCUGCCUGCGUAGCCUUACCAUCAUACAUAGGCAAAAAGACGUCGGAAUCCAAAAGUGGGCGAGCGCCAGCCUUCAGCUUUGGAGCCCGCCACAACGGCAAGCUCGAGAGCAUCGGGCCCGGUCCCGGACAAUACAAUGUCACCGGACUCAGUGCAAAAGGGAAGGAUAAUCCUCCUGCUUUGAGCCUUCACGGCAGGCCAAAGGAGCCAAAACCAGAAAACUUCCCUGCGCCUGGGGACUAUGACCCGGACAAGGCAGAAAAGGUCAUCCAUGACAACGCACCCAAAUUUACGUUUGGGCUAAAAACAAACUUAGAGAAACCAGUGGACACACCAGCUCCUAACGCUUAUAAACCAUUUCGACGUUCCGGCAGCCAUCGAUAUUCCUUUGGACGUAGGACGCCAAUAAUUAAACCUACAGAUACACCGGCACCUAAUGUAUAUAAUAUACCCCAAUCCGAAAAAGUGUUACACGAUCAGGCUCCCAAAUACAGUUUUGGGGUUAAAACAAACCACGAAAAACCUUCAGACACUCCGGCUCCCAAUGAAUACAAUAUACCACAAACGGAAAAAGUGUUACACGACCAGUCCCCCAAAUACAGUUUUGGGGUUAAGACAAAUCAUGAAAAACCUUCAGAGACCCCGGCUCCCAACGUGUACAAUAUACCUGAAACGGAAAAAGUGUUACACGAUCAGUCCCCCAAAUACAGUUUUGGGGUCAAGACAAACCAUGAAAAACCAUCAGACACCCCGGCUCCCAACGUAUACAAUAUAACUGAAACGGAAAAAGUGUUACACGAUCAGUCCCCCAAAUACAGUUUUGGGGUCAAGACAAACUAUGAAAAACCUUCAGAGACCCCGGCUCCCAACGUAUACAAUAUAACUGAAACGGAAAAAGUGUUACACGAUCAGUCCCCCAAAUACAGUUUUGGGGUCAAGACAAACUAUGAAAAACCUUCAGAGACCCCGGCUCCCAACGUAUACAAUAUAACUGAAACGGAAAAAGUGUUACACGAUCAGUCCCCCAAAUAUAGUUUUGGGGUCAAGACAAACUAUGAAAAACCUUCAGACACCCCGGCUCCCAACGUGUACAAUAUACCUGAAACGGAAAAAGUGUUACACGACCAGUCCCCCAAAUACAGUUUUGGGGUUAAGACAAACCAUGAAAAACCUUCAGAGACCCCGGCGCCCAACGUAUACAAUAUACCUCAAACGGAAAAGGUGUUACACGAACAGUCUCCAAAAUUCAGUUUCGGGGUUAAGACAAAUCCUGAAAAGCCUUCAGAUACUCCCGCACCAAACGUAUACAAUGUGCCAACUUCUGACAAGGUUUUGCAUGAGAAUUCUCCGAAAUACAGUUUUGGAAACAAAGUUCAGGCGGAGAAACCUUUGGACACCCCUGCACCGAACGUUUACACUAUUCCAUCUGCUGUGGGAGACAAAUCGACGCCUGCCUACACAAUAUCUGGAAGGACCAAGGAGCCAAUCGAUGAGCGCGUGAAGAAUCCCGCUCCUGGACAAUACAACAAUGUAGAUCCUGAAAAUUACAAAACCCAUUCUCCGGCUUAUACUAUCAGUGGAAGAACAAAUCUUCCCAGGGAUGAAAAUAUUCCUGGACCUGGGGUAUAUUCACCAGAAAAAGUUGUUCUAGAUAUAACACCAGCACACAGCUUCGGAAUCAGACACUCCCCAUUCUCCGAUCACUACUAAACACCAGCCGAAGAAACGACCUCGACUCGACUGCGUUUCGCCUGGCCAUCCUCAGGGCGAUCGCAGAUAUUUUCAUUCAGGAUCAGUUGGAGCGCAAAUAAUUUUAUCUGCUCAAAUACACAACAAUUUUUUGAGAAAACAAAUUAGAUCUGCCCUUUCUAACAAUAAUUUUUAGUAAUUUUCACUGGUUGGUUGCAUUCGUUCUUAGAUACAGCCCUCUGUACUCAUUAUGAGCAAUAACAUACUUAUUAUUUUGAUAUAAUCUGAAACAGUCAGCCGCUUGCCAAUAAUUGUUAAUAUUUUUAUAGUUUACGUUUCAAAUGUUUAUGUGUUUUAUACAUUUUAGCUUAUAUUAAUCCUAAACGCAGGUCCCUUGUAAGUAUCACUUUGUUGAGUAUGAGUAUUUAUUAACAUUUUUUAUAUUUUAUAAAUAAAUAUUUUAUACCUCCCA